UAUUAAUUUGUGCCCCCAUCCUCAAUGAAAAAUUGUAACCUCCAAUGAUGGGCCUCUUUGCCGAUAGGGACUACGCAGAACAGCGUAUAAUUGGACGCCGACUCCCUCUUGUCUCUUCCGUGUGCGACGUCAACGUCCUGAUUCGUGAUCAUGCAGCUCAAAGCAACCUCUAUGUCUUCCUGACAUAGCCUCACCAGGCGAAGGCCAUCUGUAUGCCUAGUGAGGCAGUGGUGAUGCCAGAUAUUACUAGGUAGAAAUGAACUUCCCGACGCAUCAGCUAUAUUUUCUAUAGUUCCUCUUCACAUUUCUUCUCUUUUCUAAAGGAACUAUCAUAUCAGUACUCUCAGGUAAAACGAAGGCAGUAUGGAGCCUCUGUCGGCCUUGUCAUUAGCAGGAAAUGUUCUUCAGUUCAUCGAAUUUACUACCAAAGUGUUGUCAUCAAGUGUCGAAGUUUAUAAAUCUUCCGCAGGGGCGUCAGAUUCUACAAUAGCAUUGGAAGAUAUAUAUCAGCAGCUAUCUAGCUUUAGUGAUGGAUUUACCGCUACCCAAGGGAGUACACGACUGUCAGCUAACGAACUCGCCCUUAGAAGCAUUGCCGACUCUUGCAGCGCCGAUUGUACUCGCCUUCUGACGGUCUUGAAUGGCGUAAAGGUUAACGGAGACCAUCGCGCUUGGAAGAGCUUCCGAGCUGCGCUCAAACUUGCUUGGAAGGGGGAGCAAGAAAUCGAAAGGUUGACAAGUCAGCUUAGGGACCGACAGUCAAUGAUGACGCUACAUAUAUGCGCAAUAUCAAACGAAUGGCUCCUAAAUAUGAAUCAACAUCUGCGGGAUCUUGAGAAGCAGAACACAGCGUUGCAAAUUCAACAACUAGACAAGCUGAAGGAAAUUUCAUCCGACCUUCGAGCAGUGAAAUUGCAAAUCAGCGGACUAAGGAUAUCCAAGUCUAGCUUCACGUUUUCAUCCACCGAACCCAACGAACUGACGAACAAGGUAUCACAUUUAUCUCUAAUAAAUCGCGACAUUAUUAGAGAGCAAGUGUUUUUAAGUAGCCUAGAUUAUAGCUCUAGGAGUGUGAGACACGAGAGCAUCUCUAAAGCUUAUGCUCGGACUUUUAGCUGGAUAUUCGAGUCAUCUAAUCAAGAGGCGACGAACGACAAUGGCUUCAUCAGGUGGCUCCGCGAAUCAGGCGGUGUCUUUUGGAUAACAGGCAAACCGGGUAGCGGGAAAUCAACUUUGAUGAAAUAUCUGGCUGGCCACGCAAAGACAAUGGAAGCAGCAAAGCAAUGGGCAGCAACAGAAAGAGUUGUUGUCGCGAGCCAUUUUUUCUGGCUUCAGGGCAUUUCUAUGCAGAAAUCCAUGGAAGGGUUAUUCCAAUCUCUCCUCUACGAAAUAUUUAGGCAGUGCCCGGAACUGAUGGCAGAAUCAUGCCCAUCCCGGUGGGAGAGCAGUUUACCCCAUCUCACCAAGAAAGAUUGGAAGCUCAAGGAGCUGGUUAAUUGCUUCCAAGCCAUUGAGACGAAUGGCAAGUCGACAGUGAAAUUCUGUUUCUUCAUCGAUGGACUGGACGAAUUUGAUGGAGACUACAUGGAAAUCUCCCAGACUUUAUCAGAGAUCGCCAAAUGCUCGAGGAUGAAGUUGUGUGUCGCGAGUCGACCCUUGAAUGAAUUCCAGGACCAAUUUGGCGCUGAGAAGUCAUCCGUCCUUCAGGUUCACGAGUUUACUAGGGAAGAUAUCAUAAAUUACGCCCGAAGUCGUUUGGAGGGACAUCCUCGCUGGCCAACCACCUUGGAGGCAUUCUAUAGGUCCAUGUUGAUUCGAUAGAUCAGGUGUAUCACAGCAAAUCGGCGAACUUGUUGCAAAUGCAGUUGGUUGCGCAGGAUUUUGGGGGGAUCUCAAUUACUAUGGGUAGUGGCUCUGCUGCAUGAGCACGAGUACUCUGACCCGGAUUACGCGAUCAAUAUGCCGCGGACAACUCUGACCCCUACCGAAGUCCAAUCCCUCCGCGGCCAAGCAUCCCGCCGAUUAAAUGCAAAAUGCUGCUGCAUACUAGAGAUAUGUGGCAGUAAGCUCGAAUUCAUUCACCGGACUGCGUCGGAUUAUUUAAAACCCCCCGAAAUGAUUCAGUACAUUCAGGAUAGAAAUGUUGAAGGGUUUAAUGGACAGCUCUCGAUACUAAAGGCUUGGGUGGCAUGUCUUAAAAAAAACAUGUCGGACCUGGGGCAAUUGUACGAAUCGACUCUCGAACAUAAUUCAUUUUUCAGACCUUUGCCCACAUUUGCUGAAGCGCUUCAGGUAGCGGA
Annulohypoxylon truncatum is the source of this 2300-nucleotide messenger RNA. RefSeq lists its product as uncharacterized. The transcript is spliced from 2 exons. The record is from RefSeq and is a predicted model, not a curated record. Bases 364 to 1821 code for a protein of 485 amino acids. Lineage: Eukaryota; Fungi; Ascomycota; Sordariomycetes; Xylariales; Hypoxylaceae.